Molecule: messenger RNA, 4108 nt
Organism: Lagopus muta (rock ptarmigan)
Lineage: Eukaryota; Metazoa; Chordata; Aves; Galliformes; Phasianidae
Gene: RPH3A
Product: rabphilin 3A
Exons: 21
Coding region: 181-2181 (666 amino acids)
Biological process (GO): intracellular protein transport
Cellular component (GO): membrane
Molecular function (GO): small GTPase binding
Source: RefSeq, a predicted model, not a curated record
CAUUGCCCUGCUCGGGGUUGAGGGUCUGAGGCAGCUGCGGGGUCGGAGGACCCGGCUGUCCCCGAGCAUCAUGUUCCAGGACGGGCAGAAGUGCUGCCGACGGGGUUAAAAGAGGCAGUCUGCGAGCGAGGAACGCUUCUUUAUUUUACCGCUCCGAGUGGGCAUGGGGUCCCCUCGGUGAUGACCGACGCGGUGGUGGGUGGCAGUGCUGACCGCUGGAUGUGCCCCGGUGACAGAACCAUGUCCCUCAGAGCCAGCAGCGAGAAGGAGCAAUGGGCAGCUCGGGGCGGGCAGCCCGAGAGGCAGCGCAAGGGAGAGGAGCUGACGGAUGAGGAGAAGGAGAUCAUCAACCGCGUGAUCGCCCGUGCUGAGAAGAUGGAGGAGAUGGAGCAGGAGCGCAUCGGGCGUCUGAUGACCCGGCUGGAAGACAUGCGCCGCAGCGUGCUGGGGGAUGGCGUGAACCGCUGCAUCCUCUGCGGGGAGCAGCUGGGGCCACGUGGCUCUGCCUGUGUUGUCUGCGAGGACUGCAAGAAGAACGUCUGCACCAAGUGUGGCGUUGAGACAACCAACAGCCGUCCCCACCCCAUCUGGCUGUGCAAGAUCUGCAGUGAGCAGCGGGAGGUCUGGAAGCGGUCUGGCGCUUGGUUUUUCAAGGGAUUGCCCAAGCAGAUGCUGCCCCAGCCGAUGCCUGUCAGCAAGAGCAAGGUGCCCCCGGCCCCCAGUGAGCCCAGUCCAGCUGAGCCACCAGCCCCAGACCCAAAGCUGCCAUCCCGCACACCUGGUCGGGGCCAGGCAGACGAACAGGACCACUGUGGCAGUGAGGUGACGAUGGCAGCCCGGGUCCGCAAGCCGGCUGAGGGCAGGAUGGGGCCAUGUGGCAGUGAAGACACGGAGAGCCGUGAUCCCACCAUCGAGAGUGGGGUCAGCAGGAGCCCUGGUGUGAAGAGAGCCAACUCCAUGCAAACCAACUCCACACCACCCCCACGGCCACCCGCUGCCACUGUCAGGCCAGCAGCACCUGCAGUGGCAAGACCAGGUCCUGGGGCAGCUGGCCGCAUGCUGGAAACACAAGCAAGCCCACCGCCGGGACCCCCGGAACCAGCCCAUGCAGCCCCCAAGGAGGAGCGGGCUGGGGGCUACACUGCACCCCCAGCUCGGGAUGAGAGGCCAGCCCGACCCCCUGGAGCCCCACAGCCCCCAGCCCCAUUGCGACAGCCACCCCCAGAGGAGGAGGAAGAAGACGCCAACAGCUAUGACUCUGAUGAAGGCACCACGCUGGGAGCGCUGGAGUUCAGCCUGCUGUACGACCAGGAGAACAGCGCCCUGCACUGCACGCUCAUCCGUGCCAAGGGCUUGAAACCGAUGGACUCAAAUGGCCUGGCAGAUCCUUAUGUAAAGCUGCACCUCUUGCCUGGGGCCAGCAAGUCAAAUAAGCUGAGAACAAAGACCCUACGCAACACCCGCAACCCAGUGUGGAAUGAAACCCUGGUGUAUCAUGGCAUCACGGAUGAGGACAUGACACGGAAAACACUCAGGAUCUCCGUGUGCGAUGAAGACAAAUUUGGCCACAAUGAGUUUAUUGGAGAAACUAGAGUUUCCUUGAAAAAACUCAAGGCCAAUCAGAAAAAGAACUUCAACAUCUGCUUGGAGAGAGUAAUACCAAUGAAGCGUGCUGGAACAACAGGCUCGUCUCGCGGGAUGGCUCUGUAUGAGGAGGAGGUGGAUCGCGGUGGGGACGUGGAGGAGCGUGGCAAGAUCCUGGUGUCCCUCAUGUACAGCACCCAGCAGGGAGGCCUGAUUGUGGGCAUCGUGCGCUGCGUGCACCUGGCAGCCAUGGACGCCAAUGGGUACUCAGACCCCUUCGUUAAACUUUGGCUGAAACCUGACAUGGGAAAAAAGGCCAAGCAUAAGACCCAGAUUAAAAAGAAAACAUUGAAUCCUGAGUUUAAUGAGGAGUUUUUCUAUGAUAUCAAACACAGCGACCUGGCCAAGAAGUCCCUGGACAUUUCUGUCUGGGAUUACGAUAUCGGCAAAUCUAACGACUACAUCGGCGGCUGUCAGCUCGGCAUUACGGCAAAGGGGGAGCGCUUGAAACACUGGUACGAGUGUCUGAAGAACAAAGACAAGAAGAUUGAGCGCUGGCACACCCUCCAGAAUGAGAACCACGUUGCCAGUGAUUAAAGGCAGCCACAGCUCAGUCCUGCACCCCUCCUGUAGGUCUGUCUGUCUUCCAGUGCAGCCAUGCCUUGCUACGCGCCCUGGGCAGCACCGCUGCUCUGCCUCCUCCAAGCAUCCUUUGUGCCCCAGUCUCACCUCUGUGUGAAAACAAAUCCAGAUCUUUUACAUUCACUUGCUUUUCUUUUGGGUCAUCCAAUUAUCCCAGCGUGCAGUUUUGUCAAGCAAUAGUUACAGUGCCCAUCCCUUUGCCUCUUUCUCAGUAGUCUCACGCGUGCUGCCGUAGUGUUGGUGUGUGUGACAGCACGUGUCCCAUUGCCCCAGCUCACUGCUCCAUCCCAGUGCAGGAUGUAUGGCCCCUGAAUCCACUGCACUUGGAGCACGGAUGUGGCAACAGUGGAUAGUUCUGCUUGCUGGGUGCUGAUACUGAAAAAUUUGGCUUGAUGUGGGUUGUAACUAUCAUUCGGUAUUCAGAGCAUGUGUCACAGAUGUCACCCUCUGAGCACGGAUUGAGCUUUUGAUUUGCUCCACGUGGGCAAUAUCGCAGUGCAUCUUUCUGAAUUUCUGCUGGGAAGAUCCACCAGCUGUACAACACUGGUAGACACAUGCAGGGAUCCAUCCUGUGCUUGCAGGGAAGCAUAGGCUGGGGCUGGUUAGGGUGAGCUGAGGGCAGCAUGGGGCUUUGCUGCUGUCCUGCUGUCCAAUGCAGUUGGGCUGCCCCAACAUUGGAUGCACCGUGCAGGAGGGAAGCCAAGGGAGAAGAAAUUUCCCACCAACUAGCUGUUAUGUUCAUAGAUUGUUGCUUUAAAAUACCACAAACACUGACAGCAGCUGCCACAGAUAGAGGUCUUCCAACUUUUUCGUUUUUGGAUGCGUAUAUUUUUUGGUUAUAGUUUUUGCAAGUCUGCACAAGAUCUGUUGUCUUCAAGAUCUGUUGUCUACAAGCUGUGCUUUAACGAUUGUCUGGAGGUGUUUUCUUUGCUGUCUCUAGCAGAGAGCCGCAGUGCUCUCAGACUGAUACCCUUCACUUCUGUUUCCAUCCUGCUUCCCCUGCUGUCUCCGGACAACCUCAAGCAUAGCAACAUCACUGAGCAGUGCUGGGUUGUCCUUUUGGUCAACCACAACCCGCGCAUGCUGUGCAAAACCAGGCUCCAGCCCCUCUGGCUGUGCUGCUGCCCCAUGCACCUCGCUGCUGUGUCCUGCUGUGCUCUAGUCCAGCUGUACUGCAGAGCUUCCUUGUCACUGAGAUGAAUUAUUUUCCUAUUCUUGAAAUAUAUAUAUAUAUAUUUAAAAUAUUUUUAUUUCCAUAACCCCCAAGGAAUGGGGGAAUGCUGGGGAAACUUCUGAAGUUACCUUUAAAAAAGAACAAAUGAAAUCAAAUCUAAGCAACUCCUUUAUUCCAGCCAUGCAGCAGCCCACCCUCCUUUGUGCGUGCAGAGCUAUUAAAUUAAGGUUGCUUUUACCGAAGUAGCUUCCUCCUGUGUCCUGUAUCAAUGUGCCCUGCUCUCCCUUCAGACAACCGAUGCUCAACUCAUCUCUUGGCACCCAUGAAAAUAAAUAAAGUGCAACUUGCUGGUCCCACUCUGGGUAUUGUGCAAACCACAGUCCUUGUCUCUGUUUGCCACUCUCCUCUGAGUUUUUUCUGAUGGUAAUUUCUGCCCUGAAUGACUUUCUUUUCGUUGUAAAUAAAGCAUGCACGUAUGGAUGGGGAAUGGUACAGCAACAACAAAAAGAACAAAAUGAAACAAAAAGCCUCUUCUACUGCUGUUUGCAUUCCAACUUGCAUGCAGUGAUUUUACAGCAAAAUAUCAGUUUACAAAUAUUAACAGAAAGAGAAAAUGUUACACAGGAACUAGAAAUACUCCAGUCUUCCGCUGCAUGCAGCACAACAUCCUCUCUUGGUGUGGUAUCUAAUAAAGUGAGACUAUUGGAA